UCCAUAUUUUAUCAUAUUUUUGAAUUUGAGAAAAAGGUGGGAAGAGAGAGAAUAUAGUGAGAUAGACGUUGGAAGUUCUUAUAUCUUAACACUUAACAGCAAACCAGCAUUUUUGACUGUUUCCCCUGUAUCUUCAAAUCAAAUUUCACAACUGCAAACAGAAUAUUAAGGGAUCAUUCUUUUAAUACACACUUUCUUUUUCACUGAGUAUCAUUCCUUUCUUUCUUUCUUUAAAACUUAGAAAAAAAAUUCAGCUUAAAAAAGCUUCCAACAACUGUACACUCUUCUCAUUCAAAAGCUCAAAUGCUUCUUCUUCUACAUUCAAAUUUUGAUACCCAGAAUUCAAAAUCUUCUUAAAAUCAAAACCCUAAUUUUUCUUGGUUGAUUUGAGGGAGAAAGAUUGAAUCUUUUUGAAUUAUGGGUACAUCUUUUAGGAAAGAAGAUGGUUUAAACUUAACUGAGCCAACUGGGUUGGUGACUGAGUCACUCACCGAGUUAGGUACUGAACGUAGAAGAAGUAUGGAGAGUGGUUCUGAUAUUCUUUCAGGGAAGAAAUCUUCAUCUUCUCCACCACUUUUGGGUUGGCCAAUUAAAGCUGCAAUUCCCAAAUCUGUUGUUUCUGGGUCACAAAAACCAGUUUUAAAUGAUGAUUCUGAGCUCAAAAAGCAUAAUUUGAACAUUUCUGAGAUGGAGAUGAUGAAAGAGAGGUUUGCAAAGUUACUACUUGGAGAGGACAUGUCAGGAAGUGGGAAAGGGGUUUCUACUGCUCUAGCUAUUUCUAAUGCUAUCACUAAUUUAUGUGCUACGAUUUUCGGGCAAUUAUGGAGGUUAGAGCCAUUGGCUAGAGAGAAGAAAUCGAUGUGGCGAAGAGAGAUGGAGUGGUUGCUUUGUGUUGGUGAUCACAUUGUUGAGUUAAUACCAACUUGGCAGACAUUCCCUGAUGGAAAGAAACUAGAGGUUAUGACUUGCAGACCUCGGACAGAUAUUUUCAUUAAUCUUCCAGCUCUUCGCAAGCUAGACAACAUGCUCAUUGAUAUACUCGAUAGUUUCAUCAAAACCGAGUUUUGGUAUGUUGAUCAAGGAAUAGUAGCCUCAGAUUGUGAUGGUUCAUCCUCGUUCAGGAAAACUUUACACAGGCAAGAGGAGAAGUGGUGGCUACCAGUACCUCGAGUUCCUGCAGGUGGCCUCCAAGAGAGUUCUAGGAAGCAGCUGGAUCACAAGCGUGAAUGCACCCACCAAAUACUCAAAGCAGCCAUGUCUAUUAACAGCAUGGUUUUAGCUGAAAUGGAUGUUCCUGACUCCUAUUUGGAAACGCUUCCAAAGAAUGGAAGAGCAUGCCUUGGGGACAUGAUGUACCGGUACAUCACAUCAGACCACUUCUCUCCGGAAUGCUUGCUUGAUUGCCUAGACCUAUCAUCUGAGCACGUUGCUCUCGAGAUAGCAAAUCGAGUAGAAGCAUCAAUAUAUGUCUGGAGGAGGAGACUCCAUCCAAAACCUGCAACAAAUCCCCCGAGAUCCACUACAAAAUCAUCAUGGGGAAUGGUCAAAGAUCUAAUGGUUGAUGGAGAUAAAAGAGAGCUCCUUGCUGAAAGAGCUGAUAGAUUGCUCCUAUGCUUAAAGCAGCGCUUCCCUGGCCUCACUCAAACUACAUUAGACACCACUAAAAUUCAAUGCAACAAGGAUAUAGGAAGAUCCAUCCUAGAAAGCUACUCAAGAGUUUUAGAGAGCUUGGCAUUCAACAUUGUUGCUCGCAUAGAUGAUCUACUAUAUGUUGAUGAUAUAACCAAACACACUGAUAAGUUAACCUCUGCGCCUAAUGUCAGUGUUAUGGCUCAUAAGAAGGUCUCAAAACUAACCUCAGUGCCACCCUCGUGCACACCUUAUGGAUCAGCUUUCAGCACUCCAAGCUUCUCACCUGCUCCACUAGUUAGUCCAGCUAGGGGAUUAGACCGAACUCCUUUUGUCAAUCGCGAGAUUGGUAAGCCUCCUAAGCGCGGUCUUGGUGUUAAGAGAGUGCUUACUAACUACCUAGGUGGUGGUGAAUUAAAGGCCAAAAAUUGUUCAAAUCUCAUUGAAGGUCCUCCUGUAACAACAAAGUCAAGUGUUGGCUCGCCUGCAUCAUCAAGGGAUGAUGCAGAGAACAUGGAUCCUCAAAGAAACUCGAUUUCCCACCAAAGGACUAGUAGAUUUAGAUGAAAGUCUUGCUAGUGUAUAUUUAGCAUUCAGCUAAUAAGGUGGUGAAACAAGAGAAAAGGUUCAUCUCUAACUGAUAUAGUGAUGAUUUGAUGAGAAUGUACAAUGUUCCAGGAUUUUUUUAUUUAUUUGGAUUGGUAGGAUCUAGGACACUGUUAUGCUGUGUUGUUCUUGGUUUGUUUAUUUGAACUAUUAUAUUUGUCCAGAAUAUAUGUAUUUUAUGUAGAGUUUAUAUUGAUGAGAAUCUAAAGAUCAUUUGCAUGUUUAA
This is a messenger RNA of Beta vulgaris subsp. vulgaris (sugar beet), 2461 nucleotides long. Its product is annotated as rop guanine nucleotide exchange factor 7. Gene Ontology annotation, molecular function: guanyl-nucleotide exchange factor activity. NCBI's taxonomy places the organism in Eukaryota, Viridiplantae, Streptophyta, Magnoliopsida, Caryophyllales, Amaranthaceae. Bases 418 to 2196 code for a protein of 592 amino acids. The record is from RefSeq and is a predicted model, not a curated record. The transcript is spliced from 7 exons.